This is a messenger RNA of Coregonus sp. 'balchen', 16619 nucleotides long. NCBI's taxonomy places the organism in Eukaryota, Metazoa, Chordata, Actinopteri, Salmoniformes, Salmonidae. The record is from the annotation of a GenBank genome assembly.
AUGGCUGAGGACUGUCUGAUAUCCUUAGACGGCGUCUAUCUCUUCACUCUCUGUGGCAUGAAGAGAAAGCUGGGCCGGAGCAGUAAGCCCUUAAGCCUUCUUAGACAGUCAACUCUCAUUAAUUAGAGAAGGAGAAAUAAAUCAGACCAACCGGACAGUGUGAAUGGAUGGGACGGCAGUAACUCCCUCAGCCAAUGGCUGGACUGUGAUUACCCCUGGUCUCUCCCCCUGGUGGUCAGUCACUGAGGAGGGGAUGCGUAUCUGCUGUCUGUCAGAGUGUGGAGAGGAAUAGGGACAUCCCGUAUCUUCUACUGUAGAACUUCUGCCUUAUCUUUACUGUGUGGUGUGUUUUCCCUGGUGCUCCUGAGGGUGUGUGUGUGUUUUCCCUGGUGCUCCUGAGGGUGUGUGUGUGUGUGUGUGUUUUCCCUGGUGCUCCUGAGGGUGUGUGUGUGUGUGUGUUUUCCCUGGUGCUCCUGAGGGUGUGUGUGUGUUUUCCCUGGUGCUCCUGAGGGUGUUUGUGUUUUCCCUGGUGCUCACUGAGGGUGUGUGUGGUGUUUUACCCUGGUGCUUCCUGAGGUGUGUGUGUGUUUUCCCUGGUGCUCCUGAGGGUGUGUGUGUGUUUUCCCUGGUGCUCCUGAGGGUGUAUGUGGUUUCCUGGUUGCUCCUGAGGGUGUUUGUGUUUUCCAUGGUGCUCUGAGGGUGUGUGUGUGUUUUCCCCCUGGUGCAUCCUGAGGGUGUGUUGUGUGUGGUGUGUUUUCCCUGGUGCUCCUGAGGGGUGUGUGUGUGUGUUUUCACUGGGUGCUCCUGAGGGUGUGUGUGUGUUUUCCCUGGUGCUCCUGAGGGUGUGUGUGUGUGUGUGUGUUUUCCCUGGUGCUCCUGAGGGUCGUGUGUGUGUGUUUUCCCUGGUGCUCUGAGGGUGUUGUGUGUGUGUGUUUUCCCUGGUGCUCCUGAGGGCGGUGUGUUGGUGUGUUUUCCCUGGUGCUCCUGAGGGUGUGUGUGUGUGUGUGUUUUCCCUGGUGCUCCUGAGGGUGUGUGUGUGUGUGUUUUCCCUGGUGCUCCUGAGGGUGUGUGUGUGUGUGUUUUCCCUGGUGCUCCUGAGGGUGUGUGUGUGUGUGUUUUCCCUGGUGCUCCUGAGGGUGUGUGUUUUGGGGUGUUUUCCCUGGUGCUCAUGAGGGUGUGUGUUGUGUGUUUUUCCCUGGUGCUCCUGAGGGUGUGUGUGGUGUUUUCCUGGUGCUCCUGAGGGUGUGUGUGUGUUUUCCCUGGUGCUCCUGAGGGUGUGUGUGUGUUUUCCCUGGUGCUCCUGAGGUGAGCCAUGAGACAGGAAUAGGGAGGGGCCUAUUGUGCUGUUGACUUUUGGAGCUUUAUACUGAGAGCGUGAUUCCUGGAUUUUUGAACGUACGGUGUGUUUACACAGCAUGUUUGCAGAAUGUAAAUUGAAUGAGAGGUGUUUUGAAACAGAAAGAGAAGCAGAGAGUGUAUGUUAGAGAGAGAGGGAGAGAGAGUUUUCAGUGGAAAUAGUAAUGUAGUUAGAUCUAUUAUUUAUCCUCUGUGACAUAGAUAUUUCCAAGUGGGGAAGUUCAGCAAUUAGCUAACCUCAACUGUUUACAGAUAAACAUGUGUUCCUCCUUUUUAUGCCAGGGCAUCUAGUCAACUAUUUCUUCCUGGGGCCUGACCCUGCAUCUUUCUCUGAUUUACUGACUGUACUGUGUGGUAUGCAGGCAGAGUUAUCAGAGCCUCUACAAGAUCAUUUUGACACUGUCAGACUCUUAGCAGUAUUCAUCUCCCCUUCUCUCCCGUUCUUUCAUUGAUUUAUAUCUCAUUCUCUCUUAUUUUCUCUCUGGACAGACCCAGGAAGCUCUUGAAGACUCGGAGGGUCUCCAGAACCCAGAGGGAUUAGGAUUAGAGGUGGAAGACGGGGAUUUGGGUGCCGGUGACCCCCAGGACUGGAGCGAGGAAGGGGGGAGGACAGGGGGUGGUGGGGGUGACAUUACCACGUCGGAGGAAUACUUUGACUCGCGGUCGUGGCACAGUGACACUCUGUGUGACACGCUGUCGGACCUAAGCCCGGACAGCAGCGAGGACUCUCUGUCUGCCUUACUGGGGGUGGAGGACGUACACACGGGAUGGAGACUGGAGAACAGCAGCUACCACACUGCUGGGAACUGUAGAGCCAGACGCACAGCAGAGAGGAGCCAGCACAGCCACCGCACAGAGAACACAGAGACUGACGUACGCAGACCCAGCACAGAGAAACACAACCAGCCCAGCACAGAGAAACACAACCAGCCCAGCAUAGAGAAACACAACCAGCCCAGCAUAGAGAAACACAACCAGCCCAGCAUAGAGACAGCACAGAGUCAGCCUUGCAACACAGAGAAGAAGCGACACAAUCACAGGACAGAAACCCAGCACAGCACAGAGUUGCACAAUCAGCUCAGCACAGAGAUACACUGUACAGAGAUACAGAACCAGUCCAGCACAGAGAUACAUAAAACAGAAGUAACGACCCAGCACAACCCAGGGAAAGUCAGCACAGAGGUUCAUAUCACUGAAAUCACAGGUAAUCAGAAUGCACUAACAUUAGUACUCCACACAGAGUCAAACAAACCGAAUAACCCAGACAGACACAACAUCGACAUUGCACAAAGCACAGAAACAUUUGCACAGAGAAACAGCACAGAGGAAACUAGUAGAGAGACACGGACGCAGAGCAGCACAGAGAAACAGAGCACAGGGUUAGAAAACACAGCUAGAACAGAGAAACAGAGCACAGGGUUAGAAAACACAGCUAGAACAGAGAAACAGAGCACAGGGUUAGAAAACACAGCUAGAACAGAGAAACAGAGCACAGGCACUAAAUGCACAGGGAUAUGUAAACAACAUAACAUAGAUAUACAAAGUAUAGAUCUGCUGUCCACUCUACACAGUGUAGAGAAACAUAAUUCACAAAUACACAACAGUCACCUAGAGCAGGUAAGCCUUGCCAGACAGAAUACAUCUAGUGCAUAUGGAAAGGAGACAAACAGUCAGCACUGUUCAGAGACACACUGCAUAGACACACACAACACAACAGACACACCGCUUUGGACAUAUCUGGCACACAUGUGACACUUUGCACAGAUACACCCAACACACUCAAAGCAGAGACACACUGUAGGCUCACACACAACAGUCACAGCUCAGACAUACACUUAUCUGACACACAAAGUGAACUUAUUCCGGAACAUCCCGCAACAGACACACAUGCUACAGAAACACACACCACAGAGACAAUCUGUACGGACACACAACUCACAGAAAGGAGUAGCACACCCAACACAGAAACAGAGAGGAGUAGCACACCCAACACAGAAACAGAGAGGAAUAGCACACCCAACACAGAAACAGAGAGGAGUAGCACACCCAACACAGAAACAGAGAGGAGGAGCACACCCAACACAGAGACAGAGAGGAGGAGCACACCCAACACAGAGACAGAGAGGAGUAGCACACCCAACACAGAAACAGAGAGGAGGAGCACACCCAACACAGAAACAGAGAGGAGGAGCACACCCAACACAGAGACAGAGAGGAGUAGCACACCCAACACAGAGACAGAGAGGAGGAGCACACCCAACACAGAAACAGAGAGGAGGAGCACACCCAACACAGAGACAGAGAGGAGGAGCACACCCAACACAGAAACAAAGAGGAGAGCACACCAACACAGAGACAGAGAGGAGUAGCACACCCAACACAGAGACAGAGAGGAGGUAGCACACCCAACACAGAGACGAGGAGGAAGAGCACCACACAGAGAGGAGGAGCACACCCAACACGCAGGAGGGAGCACACAAAACAGAACAGAGAGGAGAGCACACCAACACAAGACAGCAGAGAGAGGAGCACACCCAACACAGAGACAGAGAGGAGGAGCACACCCAACACAGAGACAGAGAGGAGGAGCACACCCAAAACACAGAGGACAGAGAGGAGGAGAGCACACCCAACACAGAGACAGAGAGGACAGAGCCCACCAACAGAACAGAGAGGAGGAGAACACCCAACACAGAGACAGAGAGGGAGGAGCACACCCAACACAGAGACAGAGAGGAGGAGCACACCCAACACAGAGACAAACAGUCCAGUACCACACAGUUUAGAAACCACAGGGAAAGUUCAUUCAGCCAGUCCAUGUGUGGGUAUCCCCAACGGACCUGUCACAAAGACCCAGCCUCAGGCCUGCCUCGGUGCUACAAAGCCCCACGUUGAGGCAUGCAUAUCGGGUGUCCGCUGGCAGGAAGAGCACUUGGGGUGUGUCACCACCAGGAACUCAGCAGAGCCGACUGAACCGUCAGAGACAGUGAACGGGAUCUGUCCAAUCAUAUCGUCCGUGGAGGCUGGACUUCCUUUAGAGGCGGGACUUAAUGUAGAGGUGGGGACUUCCUGAAGAGGCGGGACUUCCUCCCUCGCUAGACACCCGUGUGCCUAUACCUGUUCCCGACCCGUCUCUCUCACCGUCGCGAGACAGGAAGGGGAUCAACCAAACAGAAUCCCAGUUAGCCUCACCUGUCCUACCUACUGGGCUAGAAAGUGGAGGAAUUACAGAGACACAACAACAACAACAACAACAACAACAACAAACACAGAGCUCCAGUUCACGACCCCAGGAAAAGGAUGCCAUUCAAACACAGGGCCUAAUCCCUGAGCUCCAGGACCAGGGGGGCUCUAGCACAGAGACACCCAGAGACAGUGAGCACUCGCCUGGGGAGAAUAAGAGGGAUGAGGCCCGGCUGAGGGAAGGCUCCACCUCCGUAGAGCUCCAGCCUGGUUCUGCUCAUCCCCAGUCUGACACUGAGGGGGGGAUUGAGGAAUGCCUGCCCCCCCACCCCUACUCCCUCCCUCACAUAGACAGACCGCUUUGCUCUGACAGCUUAGGGUCAAAAGACUCAGAACACUCCCAGUUGAAGACCUCAGACAGAGAGUACAGGACAGGCUCAGCCCAUUCCCUGUCCGUAGAGAGAGAGGAGGGGGAGGAGGAGGAGGAGGAAGAGAGGAGGAAGAGGAGGAGGAAGAUAGUCAUGUUUACAGUCAGCAGGAGCAGGCAGUAGAAAGCACAUCCUGUCCUUAUUCAGCACAGUCAAACACUGUUAUAGCAGCAGAGCUCUCUGGCCAUACAGACACUGUUACAGCAGAGCUCUCUGGCCAUACAGACACUGUUAUAGCAGCAGAGCUCUCUGGCCAUACAGACACUGUUAUAGCAGCAGAGCUCUCUGGCCAUACAGACACUGUUACAGCAGAGCUCUCUGGCCAUACAGACACUGUUAUAGACAGCAUGAGCUCUCUGGCCCAUACAGACACUUUUACAGCAGAGCUCUCUGGCCUACAGACACUGUUACAGCAGGCUCUCUGCCAUACAGACACUGUUAUGAAGCGGGCUCUCUGGCCAUACAGACACUGUUACCGCAACGAAGCCUCUCGGCCAUACAGACCACUGUUACAGUCAGAGCUCUCUGGCCAUACAGAACACUGUUACAGCAGAGCUCUCUGGCCACAUACAGACACUGUUAUAGACAGCAUGAGCUCUCUGGCCAUAACGACACUGUUACAGCAGCGCUCUCUGGCCAUACAGACACUGUUACAGCAGAGCUCUCUGGCCCAUACAGACCCUGUUAUAGCCGAGGCUCUUAUGGCCAUACAGACACUGUUACAGCAGAGCUCUCUGGGCCAUGACAGACACUUUAUAGCAGCCAGAGCUCUUGGCCAUACAGACACUGUUACAGCAGAGCUCUCUGGCCAUACAGACACUGUUACAGCAGAGCUCUCUGGCCAUACAGACACUGUUACAGCAGAGCUCUCUGGCCAUACAGACACUGUUAUAGCAGAGCUCUCUGGCCAUACAGACACUGUUAUAGCAGCAGAGCUCUCUGGCCAUACAGACACUGUUAUAGCAGAGCUAACUGACUCUGACCAUAUUGGGCUUCCAAGCACAGAGGAGACGGAGGACGCUAUAGACCCCUUCAGCCCUACAGGAGUCUUCAUAGAGAUCACCAGUGAUCUGCUUGUUGACCUCAGCUCACAGGGUGUGUCUAGUGACAUAGGCCAGGGGUCAACCCUACCUACAGAGACUGAAUCUCUUCAGGGAGACAGCACAGAACCCCCUGCCUUAGAUCAGGUAGCCACGCCACUGAGGAAGAUAGAGAUUACCGUGGGAACAGACUCUACUGUGUGUAAAGAACAGGUCCAGAGCCACCUGAAUGAGCUAGAGAUCCAUCACAGCAUCUCUGGGCCUGAACCCUCUUCCUGCGCCGUGCCACCCUCCAUCCUGUCUCUGUCCUGCCUCUCUGACUCCAACAACAACACCAAGGCCAGUGAAGGGUCGGUGUCGGGGUCGCCCUGUACAAGGGGUCAGGGGCCAGAGCAGUGGUCCUCCAAGGUAGAGGUAGCCCCCCAGAGCAGCUCAGAGGAGGGUGGGGAUAAAACCGAUGAUGAGUCCCCUUCCCUGACCGAGCCCACCACGUUUACCUCUGACCUCCUGGGGGAGACGACAGAGACCCUAGAGAGACACCUAGAAUACCCCCCUGAGGACUCUGAGGAGUUCCUGUCCUACCUGGACUACAAGCCCUACUGGAGCAGUGAGGACUCAGCCGUGUCCGGGUUGGUGGAUGAGUGUCACUUCAGCUUGGCUGAGGUGGAGGAGCUAGAGAGGCUCCAGGGAGAGGGCUACGGGGACGUCCCUUAUCAGAACCAUACAGACACUGCAGUCUGUAGGAGAGAUAUCUCUAACCAUACAGACACUACAGGCUGUAGGAGAGAUAUCUCUAACCAUACAGACACUACAGGCUGUAGGAGAGAUAUCUCUAACCAUACAGACACUACAGGCUGUAGGAGAGAUAUCUCUAACCAUACAGACACUACAGGCUGUAGGGAGGCUGUAGAGGAGUAGUUCAUUCUAAUUGUGUUGCUAACAGUCCUUCAGACCUCUCUGACCACUUAGCUUCCUACCUGGAGACCAGAGGCCUGCUAUUGGACAGUGUGGAGAAAGAGGAGGUGCAGGAGUCCAGCCCCCUCCAAUUCCCGAAUCCUCCCUCAGAGGGAGACAGACAGGACUGUAGCAAAUCACCUGAGGCUUUAGGAUCAGAGGAGGAGUACAGCUCGUACAGCUCCUACCUCCAGACCAGCUCUCACCCUGCCCUCCUGCAGCAGGAUCGUGGGGUGAGGAUUGUGAGGUACCCCUACUCCGACGUCAGUCUCAACCUGCUCUCCCUCAGCAGCCUCGAGCCCAUCCUAGAGGCCGACCCCGACCGCUCCCUGUACAACUCUGGGAUUGUGGAGGAUGAGACUGGAGUAGAGGAGGAGGAGGAGGAGGAGGAGCGAAGACAGAGUGUUAGGAUGAGGCCCACUGAGGAAGACAGGGACAGUGUUGUCCUGUCUAGUGACAUCAUCAUGUCCAACUCCACCGCCAGCCCUAAGAGCCCGUUGUUGUGUUGCCCCGAGGACUCAUCCAGUAUUGAGUCAUCAGAGCACCAGCUGGACUCGUUGACCUUUGACCCCGAUGACCCCAGGGUCAUGGCCUUACCAUACGACAGGGACCAUGCGAGCAGCGAGAGACGCUCCAGUCCAACCCCCACCUCUGUGUCCUACGACUUUGACACCACCAGCACUAACAGUGAGGAGACGGAAGAGUCCAUCCUGCCUGUCUCGGGGGGGAACGCCAACCUCCACAAACCCAUGAAGAGCAAGUCUAAAGGUGGCCAGGCAGGGAGGUCCAAGAGCUCUAAGUUUUCUGUCUUUGCCAAGAUGCCUUCUUUCAGGAAGGGGAAGAGUCUGAAGAAUGCCAAGGGGGAGGGCUUGCCCCGGGACUCACUUGACCUGGGCCUGAGCAGGGAUCUGGGGGGUGGACAGGGGGGAGACACCUCGGACGAUGACAGUGUUUUCUUGAAGGGGGACAUCCAGAACCAGACGGUUCAGCAGUCCUUCUCCUCCGGUCUGGGGGGUCGCUACGAGACAGAGGAGGAGGACUAUGGCUUCUUACCCUCCACACCUCGCACCCGCCACGUCCGCCUGCUCUUCAGGGAGGGGCCUGGGGACACCCCUGACGGGCCCAGCAGCCCAGACACCACCCUGACCUCCCAGCCCGGAGGUCUCAGACACAACCAGACCAGGGCCCCCGAGGGCCUGCACGGCUACAAGAGGAGCAAGAGCUCCGACAGCCUCAACCUCCGCAUGCGCUUCGCCCAGGCCCACAAGUCCCUGUCCAGCCUGUUCGAGUCUCGCUCCAUGGACAAGGAGAACGAGGAGGAGCAGGGGAGCGUUGAGACGGGGAGAGAAGGGGAGGUGGGGCGAGCCAAUCAUUCUUGGAGGAGGCUAAAGAGAGAGAGGGCCAAGGAGGCAGAGCUGCUGAGGAGGACCCUGUCUGUCCCGGUCGGGGGCGGGGGGGAUGGUGGUGUGAGGACGCCCAGACAGAACCACAGUGACUAUGCGUCCUGCUCUGACUCUGCCUCAGUGCUCAGUGUCCCUGGGUCCCCUUCCUCUCUCAGGGCCCUGUGUCUCACCGACCCCCUCACCAAGAGGGGUUUCCAGGACAGUCACAGCGGGGCCGGGGAGAACACCCCACUGGGCUGCAAGUCAGAGGGCCAGAGGAGGAAAGGGAAAGUCCCACCCAACGGCCUGUCAAUCAACUUAACCGACUCCGGACCGCACUCCUCGGACGACUCUGAAGCCCCACCCACAAACGAUUCCAGCCCCCUGUCGCCCAUGAGCCCCGCCUCUCUGGCAGCCCUAGCCAAUCAGCUGUCUUGGUCCAGCUCCAGGUCCCCAGGAGGAGCCUAUGAGAGCACAGUGUCUAGCAUGGCAGCUACACCAGACACCCCAGUGAGACCCAUGAGUCCCAAGCCCCACAGCCCCAGACCGGCUGCCCAACGCAGGCCCUUCCGCUACCCCAAUUCUGCCUCAGCCCGGGCCUCAGCCCUGUCCCUGCUCCUCAUGGCUCAGUCAGCCAGUGUAGAGGGCUUGUCUGACCCACCAGAGAAGCCCAAGACCCUGAAGCCCAGAGCGGGGCCGCUAGGCUCCUCCUCCCUCAGUCCAUUGGAGGACAGCGGAGUAGACAGCCAAUCCCAGAUCAGUCUGCUCACACCUAUGUCAAUCAACCAGUUUGAGGUAAGAAAUAACUAUAUGAUAACAAAGCUAAUAAUGCUUCAUUUUUAUCAUUCGUCUGAAGAAUUGCAUGUGUUAAACAGCCCAAAAAAUGUCAUCUAUUGAACAAAAAUAAACAAUGUAUUCUCAGAUAGACAUCCAUACUGUAGGUGAUGACGCUCACCCGGGGCCGAUCCAUCUUUGAGUAGGUUGUAUGAAAGAACAGUCUUCACUGGGGUCUGCUGAUCCAACGUUUUGUCCCCAUUGUGAUAUAAUGGCCUGACUGUUUGUCUGUUUAACAUCAUGAUAAAGCAGCCUUGUCUACCACUCUAUCAAGACGUAGCGUGGAGGCCAGGCAGGGUGCACCAUGGGAUAAAGUGUUGACUCUGUCUUUCACUGGCCCUGCCUCAGCCUCGGACUGAAUGUAAAUAACAGCCUGGGCCUAGGGCACUUUAUCCGUCUCGCUGUGUGUGUGUGUAUGUGUGUGUGUGUCUGCGUGCGUGCCUGUAAGAGAUUCUAUGUUUGUGUUUGUGUGUGUGUGUUUGUGUUUGUGUGUGCGUGUUCGUUCAGAUGAAAUGCAGAACAAACCCCUCUUUAUCUCCUUCCCCCGCUCCGCUCUCUCCUCUCCUGAAAGAGAGAUGAAGAGGAGUGAAACAGCAGAGUCAGCUCUUUCUUUCCUGCGCUGUGCUCUGUUGUCACUGGCGUGGCGUGGUGCAUUUCAUUUUGUGAGUUAGUAGUCUGCUCCCGUUCCGUCCCACCUGACAGCUCUGAAACAGCCCAGCCAUCCCAGCCUUACACAGCAGGCAGCUGGGAGGGGGACUGUGUGUUCUAGCCCCCCCUAGUGGAGCCUGCAGGAAGCACCUAGCAGGCAGCCAAGCAGGGACACAAAGCUAAACUACAGCAUGAUUACAAGUCAUGUGACUUAGCUCAGUAUUUAUGCACACAGGAAAUAGAAGGAGCUAUUCUAAUCAGUGGAACUACCUGUCAAGGUGCAUCAGUUACAUCAAGCACACCAAUAAGACAAUUUCGUUCACCUGUUACAUCAUAGUUAUCAACCCUCCAUAACAAAUGUUUACGAUCAUGUACCAGUAAGAAUGAUAUGCUGUCAUGUACACAGAUAGAUGGCAUAUUAGUUCCAUAGAGGCCUGGUACUAUAGUCUGGAGUGAAAGUGACAUUGCCAGUCCCAUUAACCAAUUGACUAUGCACCUAAAGACUCAGGGUGGCUGUAGACCCACAAGCCAGGCAGGAGGAGGGAAGAGGCUAGCAGAGCUGAAGUCUCCUGGUUCUGGACUGGUCACUACUGCCUCAGCCCUCAGAACACCAUCAGGCUACAGGCCAAACAUGGAGCGGGACAGGGGUCCGAGAUGCCACCGCUGCUCCUCAGACGACCUGUGGAUCGAAGAGGAGAAGAGACGGAAGCGGAAGCUGGCCCGAGUCGUGAGGGGCAGCCUGGGACAACUCAACACACACUGUCCUGAAAAUCUGGAGAAAGUAAGACUCCACCAUGCUUACCGCUGUAAAACAACUUAGAGCCUAGCACAGAGGGAACCUAUCUCUCUCCUCCUCUUCUCCUCCUCUUCAUCUACGUACUGUCUCAAGGAAGUGUUUUCUCCUCCAUCUUUUCUCUCCUUCGCCAGCUGUCUUCUUCCUGGAGUGUUGGCAUCUCUCCUUUCUUUAAUUUUUUUUCUCUUCCGUUUCCAUUUAGUCUUUUAUGGAUGUGUUUCUCGCUCGCUCCUGUUUCUGUGCCAGUCUCUCUCAGCUCCUACUGUUAGCCUAAACCUGCAUGCACCUUCAGAUCAAUCUGUUCCGGACAAACAUAUUAUUACUAUUGCUAUAGUAUUAUUACAUAUAAUACACAUAUGUUCAUUAUUUCAACAAAAGAAAGGCAGGGUCUUAACAUAACAAGUGAGCAGUAUGCUAAAUCCACAGAUAGAUUUCUAAGAGGUAGGCCUAUGCCUUGGUGGAGCCCCAGUCUUGAUUUUUCCUCCUCCCCACAGGCUCGGGCGCGAGUGUCCCUGUCGACAAUGGAUGCGUUCUCCGGGAUGCCCCUGAAGGCCCACUGCUUCUCCCAGAGCACCCCCAUCGGACUGGACUGUCUGGGCUGGAGACGACGCAUCUCCUACCCCUGUGAGUAGCUCCUACCUCCCUCUACAUCCUCCUACCCCUGAGAGUACUGCAUACUACUGCAUACUGCUGGCUCUCUCACUCUCUUUGCCUGGGUUGGUUCCAAUACUCUAAAAUGGCUUCCUUUCCUCAUGAUGACCACUUACAGUGCUUUCAGAAAGUAUUCAUACAGUGAGGGGAAAAAGUAUUUGAUCCCCUGCUGAUUUUGUACGUUUGCCCACUGACAAAGAAAUGAUCAGUCUAUAAUUUUAAUGGUAGGUUUAUUUGAACAGUGCGAGACAGAAUAACAACAAAAAAAUCCAGACAAACGCAUGUCAAAAAUGUUAUAAAUUUAUUUGCAUUUUAAUGAGGGAAAUACGUAUUUGACCCUCUCUCAAUCAGAAAGAUUUCUGGCUCCCAGGUGUCUUUUAUACAGGUAACGUGCUCCUAAUCUCAGCUUGUUACCUGUAUAAAAGACACCUGUCCACAGAAGCAAUCAAUCAAUCAGAUUCCAAACUCUCCACCAUGGCCAAGACCAAAGAGCUCUCCAAGGAUGUCAGGGACAAGAUUGUAGACCUACACAAGGCUGGAAUGGGCUACAAGACCAUCGCCAAGCAGCUUGGUGAGAAGGUGACAACAGUUGGUAUGAUUAUUUGCAAAUGGAAGAAACACAAAAUAACUGUCAAUCUCCCUCGGCCUGGGGCUCCAUGCGAGAUCUCACCUCGUGGAGUUGCAAUGAUCAUGAGAACGGUGAGGAAUCAGCCCAGAACUACACGGGAGGAUCUUGUCAAUGAUCUCAAGGCAGCUGGGACCAUAGUCACCAAGAAAACAAUUGUUAACACACUACGCCGUGAAGGACUGAAAUCCUGCAGCGCCCGCAAGGUCCCCCUGCUCAAGAAAGCACAUAUACCGGCCCGUCUGAAGUUUGCCAAUGAACAUCUGAAUGAUUCAGAGGAGAACUAGGUGAAAGUGUUGUGGUGAGAUGAGACCAAAAUGGAGCUCUUUGCCAUCAACUCAACUCGCCGUGUUUGGAGGAGGAGGAAUGCUGCCUAUGACCCCAAGAACACCAUCCCCACCGUCAAACAUGGAGGUGGAAACAUUAUGCUUUGGGGGUGUUUUUCUGCUAAGGGGACAGGACAACUUCACCGCAUCAAAGGGACGAUGGACGGGGCCAUGUACCAUCAAAUCUUGGGUGAGAACAUCCUUCCCUCAGCCAGGGCAUUGAAAAUGGGUCGUGGAUGGGUAUUCCAGCAUGACAAUGACCCAAAACACACGGCCAAGGCAACAAAGGAGUGGCUCAAGAAGAGGUACAUUAAGGUCCUGGAGUGGCCUAGCCAGUCUCCAGACCUUAAUCCCAUAGGAAAUCUGUGGAGGGAGCUGAAGGUUCGAGUUGCCAAACGUCAGCCUCGAAACCUUAAUGACUUGGAGAAGAUCUUCAAAGAGGAGUGGGACAAAAUCCCUCCUGAGAUGUGUGCAAACCUGGUGGCCAACUACAAGAAAUGUCUGACCUCUGUGAUUGCCAACAAGGGUUUUGCCACCAAGUACUAAGUCAUGUUUUGCAGAGGGGUCAAAUACUUAUUUCCCUCAUUAAAAUGCAAAUCAAUUUAUAACGUAUAUCUUUUAUACAGGUAACAAGCUGAGAUUAGGAGCAUUCUCUUUAAGAGUGUGCUCCUAAUCUCAGCUCGUUACCUUUAUAAAAGACACAAGGGAGCCAGAAAUCUUUCUGAUUGAGAGGGGGUCAAAUACUUAUUUCCCUUAUUAAAAUGCAAAUCAAUUUAUAACAUUUUUGACAUGCGUUUUUCUGGAUUUUGUUGUUGUUAUUCUGUCUCUCACUGUUCAAAUAAACCUACCAUUAAAAUUAUAGACUGAUAAUUUCUUUGUCAGUGGGCAAACGUACAAAAUCAGCAGGGGAUCAUACUUUUUUCCCUCACUGUACAGAAAUAUAGUGUCUCAUUUCCAUCAGUAUUCACAGCCCUGAGUCAAUACAUGUUACAAUCACCUUUGGCAAUAUUUGCCCAUUUAUUAUUUUCAACAUUUUCCAAGCUCUGUCCAAUUGGUUGUUGAUCAUUGCUAGACAACCAUUUUUAAGUCUUGCCAUAGAUUUUCAAACAGUCAAAAAAACUGUAACUAAGCCACUCAGGAACAUUCACUGUCUUCUUGGUAAGCAACUCCAGUGUAGAUUUGGCCUUGUGUUUUGGCCUUGUGUUUUAGAUUAUUGUCCUGCUGAAAUGUGAAUUCAUCUCCCAGUGUCUGGUGGAAAGCAAACUGAACCAGGUUUUCCUAUAGGAUUUUGCCGGUGCUUAGCUUCAUUCAUAGUUUCUUUUUUAUCCUGAAAAAAUUUCCUUAACGAUUACAAGCAUACCCAUAACACCCACUAUGCUUGAAAAUAUGGAGAGUGGUACUCAGUAAUGUGUUGUAUUGGAUUUGCCCCAAACAUAACACUUUGUAUUCAGGACAAAAUGUUAAUUGCUUUGCCACAUUUUUUGCAGUAUUACUUUAGUGCGAAGAUGCAUGUUUUGGAAUAUUUGUAUUCUGUAAAGGCUUCCUUCUUUUCACUCUGUCAUUUAGGUUAUUUUUGUGGAAUAACUACAAUGUUGUUGAUCCAUCCUCAGUUUUCUCCUAUCAUUGCCAUUAAACUCUGUAACUGUUUUAAAGUCACCAUUGGCCUCAUGAAAUCCCUGAGCGGUUUCCUUCCUCUCUGGCAACUGAGUUAGGAAGGAUGCCUGUAUCUUUGUUGUGACUGGUUGUAUUGAUACAUCAUCCAAAGUGUCAUUAAUAACUUCACCGUGCUCAAAGGGAUAUUCAAUGCCUGGUUUAUUUUGUUUUACCCAUCUACCAAUAGGUGCCCUUCUUUGUGAGGCAUUGGAAUACCUCCCUGGUCUUUGUGGUUGAAUCUGUGUUUGAAAUUCACUGCUCGACUGAGGGACCUUAUGUGGGGUACAGAGAUCAUGUUAAACACUAUUAUUGCACACAGAGUGAGUCCAUGCAACUUAUUAUGUGACUUGUUAAGCACAUUUAUACUCCUGAACUUAUUUAGGGUUGAAUACUUAUUGACUCAAGACAUUUCAGCUUUUCAUUUUUAAUGAAUUUGUAAAAGCCUUCGAAAAACAAUUCCACUUUUACAUUAUGGGGUAUUGUGUGUAGGCCAGUGACAAAAAAAUCUCAAUUUAAUCAAUUUUAAAUUCAGGCUGUAACUCAACAACAUGUGGAACAUUUUAAGGGGUGUGAAUACUUUCUGACGGCACUGUAGUGACUUGAAUCUAAGUCUACGUGGGCUUGGCCCCCAUCUCAAUCUCAGACUCCCAACUCCAAGCAUAAUGUCAGUCCCAGUCUGAGUUUUAGUGCUGCUACUCUAUUUAUUAUCUAUCCUUAUUGCCUAGUCACUUUUACCCCUACCUACAUGUACACGAUAUUACCUCAACUACCUCGUACCCUGCACAUUGACACGGUUCCGGUACUCCUUGUAUAUAGCCCCGUUAUUGUUAUUUUUAGUGUUACUAUUUUCUAUUUUUAUUAGCACAUUUUCUUACUUUUUAGCUCUGCAUUGUUUGGAAAGGGCUUGUAAGUAAUAAUUUCAAGGUAAGUCUACACUUGUUGUAUUCGGUGCAUGUGACAAAUACAAUUUGAUUUGAGUUCCGUGUUUAAAAUAAUGUCCUCACCAAAUCCUGGAUUAGCCCGGUGAUAUCAUGCCAGGCAACAUCUGUUGUGAAACAACAACUUUAUUUUGGAGCUAGGUCUCAGACUAGUCUCUGAGCCAAUUACUAUGGGCUUUUGCAUGGGCAGAGUAUUGUUGUAGUUCUGUAUAUCACCAGCAGGGGGCACCACAUCCGCUGCACAUCAGUGGUCCCACAGUUUGUUGGAGCUUGUAAAGGCAUUGUACUAUUUGCAUUGACAGCCCCACUUUAUCCAUUUGUAUUGACUUCCCUCUGGAUUUGAGCCAGUGUUGUCAUCUGUUUUAAAUCCCGGGCAAUGAGGUUCUCUGGGAACAAUAUAGAAACACUAUGUUUUCCACAGUGAUUAGUCUCUGUAAGGUAUGCUUGGUCAUGAGCUGGUGUCUCCAGACAGAUCUUCUUUUGCAUUAUCUUAUCAGUCCUUUUCUAAAACCAGCCAUCACUUAGUGGGAACACAGAGUGCUCCUGGAAUGUGUGUGUGUGUCAGGCUGUCUGUCAGGCUAUUCUCUCUGUCUGAGAGGCAUGUAGGAGGUGGAAUAUGGUGGGAGGGAAUGAUUUAGGAAAAUAUCAGUGAUUCAUUAUCUAUUCAUUUUAAGCUUUCUUUCAAGGCAAUUUGAUAAAAGAGGGCACUAUGAGUCAGGUCUGACUGUGAGAGUGCCUGGAGUAGCCUAGCCUACUACUGAGGGAAAGGUUAGGGUCACUGAACCAGUUUGAUAUCUCUGGGGUAUGAAAGUGGUGACUGGUGAUGAUGGGUGGACAGCAGGCUAGUGCUGAAAUGAUAUUACCCUGACUCAAUGUCUCUGGGUGGUCAAGCUGCUGUAGUCACACAUGCACACACACACACACACUACACACAGACACACACACACGCACACACACACUACACACAGACACACACACACUACACACAGACACACACACACACACACUACACACAGACACUACACACAGACACACACACACUACACACAGACACACACACACUACACACACACACUACACACAGACACACACACACUACACACACACACGCACACACACACUACACACAGACACACACACACGCAGAGGCAGCAGAUUGCAUGCCACUCAAAGUGAGGUCAGUGCUCUUGCACCAGAUGCCUUCCGUGUAAUUCGAUUCAUUUGAGUUAAUUGAGUUGAAAGAUGUAUCAAAAGACAAGUGUAAUGGCAACCUCUUUAGCUGACUGACUCACAGGGCUGUGGACCAUAGAAAUAGAAUUACUAGAAUGGGAAUUCCCAUUUAAGUCAAUAUGUUGAUGAUGUAAUUCUAUUUCUAUGAUAUACACGGUGCAGUGAGGUAAGCCACUUUUCACCUUCUAACACCAUACUCCUCUACAUUUCUAUUCCAUAUAACAGGGGCAUUCAUUAUAGCCCAUGUAAGGAUGAUUGCAAACUGACAUUAAAGUCGGCAACACACUAAAGGGUUUAUAAGUAGUUUACAGACUGUUAGAUAUUGGUUUUAUUUUUAAAAAACUGUUAUAACUUAAGCCUUCGUAUCCGUCUGUAGUCUUUUUCUAUCCAGUAUACCUAAGAGACUGAGAGAGACUGAGAGAGACAGAGAGAGACAGAGAGAGACAGAGAGAGACAGAGAGAGACAGAGAGAGACAGAGCGAGACAGAGAGAGACAGAGAGAGACAGAGAGAGACAGAGAGAGACUGAGAGAGACAGAGCGAGACAGAGAGAGACUGAGAGAGACUGAGAGAGACUGA